GACUACAGAAACACACCUUGCUGCAGAUGAGGUGUGUCUAAGUGGGCGUGACUUCAAGCUCGUCUCUAAACCAAGCUUGACUCUCUUUUCAGAGGACUCUCUGCCAUCCCACGAGUGCCAUAUUACCUGAAUUGUUCCUGAGCAGCCACCACCAUGCCUGAGACUGCAGAGUCCCACUCCGUGACCCUCACCACUAACCGUAACUGCACCUUGGAGAUCACCAACGUCAGUACUAUUUACUGUCUCGUCAAUCCAAAGGUUCACAUGGAGAGUGGCUUCCCAUUCAGCCCCCCGCAGCCCACUGUGCGCACCACCAAGACAGAGGUGUGCUCCUUCACCAAGGACGACAACACAGCGUCCGGUGCCGUGGGCGUCCUGACCUACGAGCUGUUUAACAUGCGUGACCAACGCUGCAGCGAGCUGAUGGCCAUCAUGUUCUCUGUGCCAUUCGACUACAACAUCUACAAGAACUGGCUUGGCGUGGGCAUCUUUGAGAACACGCGUGCCUGCGAUAACAAGCUGUUCGACAUGAUGUACAAAGGCAAGGAUUUCACCAACUUUUUGCGCCAAGAGGCCAAUGGCUCCGGAGUGGUCUUCCAGGGCAAGAAUCUGGACGUGAGGGCCUCCAUGUCUGAUAAUGGAAAGGCGAUCAUCAAAGUUGAGCUGUAUGACAAGAUGGGCAGAUGAACUGUUUGCAAUGCUGUCAAAAUGAACAGCUCACAUCAUUUGAAAGCAUUAUAGUUGACAUUCCUGAUUGUUGAUUCCUGUCAUUAUGAGUGCUUUAAAAAAAUAAAAGUAAAAAAAUAAUCUAAUCCA
Molecule: messenger RNA, 816 nt
Organism: Xiphophorus hellerii (green swordtail)
Lineage: Eukaryota; Metazoa; Chordata; Actinopteri; Cyprinodontiformes; Poeciliidae
Product: bryoporin-like
Exons: 3
Coding region: 154-687 (177 amino acids)
Biological process (GO): pore complex assembly; monoatomic cation transport; cytolysis in another organism
Cellular component (GO): pore complex
Molecular function (GO): channel activity
Source: RefSeq, a predicted model, not a curated record